AUGUCAUAUGAAACGCGGUACAUAUUUUCUGCAUUACCACGUACUCAACGAGGAGCACCAUUAGUACUUGGUGGUGAUCCAAAAGGAAACAAUUUUUUAUAUACUAAUGGAAACAGUGUUAUUAUAAGAAACAUCAAUAAUCCAGCAAUAGCUGAUACUUAUACCGAACAUUCAUGUGCAGUUAAUGUGGCUAAAUAUUCACCUAGUGGAUUUUACAUUGCAUCUGGAGAUCAAUCGGGUAAAAUAAGAAUUUGGGAUACAGUAAAUAAAGAACAUAUCUUAAAAAAUGAAUUUCAUCCAAUUGGUGGACCAAUUAAAGAUAUUGCGUGGUCACCCGACAGCCAGAGAAUGGUAGUUGUUGGCGAGGGUCGUGAAAGAUUCGGUCAUGUAUUUAUGGCUGAUACUGGAACUUCGGUAGGAGAAAUAUCUGGCCAAAGUAAACCAAUAAAUUCAUGCGACUUUAAACCCAGUAGACCAUUCAGAUUAAUAACUGGCAGUGAAGACAAUACGAUCGCAAUAUUUGAAGGGCCUCCAUUUAAAUUUAAAAUGACAAAACAAGAUCACUCGAGAUUCGUUCAAGCUGUGCGUUAUUCACCAUCUGGUAAUUUAUUUGCGUCUGCUGGUUUUGAUGGCAAAGUUUAUAUUUAUGAUGGCAAUACAUCAGAUCUUGUUGGUGAAGUCGGUUCACCAGCACAUCAAGGCGGUGUUUAUGGACUUGCAUGGAAACCAGAUGGAACCCAAUUAUUAACAGCAUCAGGUGAUAAGACAUGUAAAUUAUGGGACGUUGAAACCCGUGGAUUGAUAACGGAAUUCAACAUGGGGUCAACAGUUGAUGAUCAACAAGUCAGUUGUCUAUGGCAGGGUGAUCAUUUAUUAUCGGUAUCGCUGAGUGGUUUUAUAAAUUAUUUAGAUGUCAAUGAUCCAUCAAAACCACUGAGGAUAAUUAAAGGUCAUAAUAAACCAAUUACCGUCUUAACACUGAGUCCAGACCGUGAAACAAUUUACACCGGUUCUCAUGAUGGUUAUAUUACUAAUUGGAAUGCUAAAACCGGUGAAAAUAAUCGUGUAUUAGGUCAAGGUCAUGGUAAUCAAAUAAAUGGAAUGAAAGCUGCUGGUAAUUUACUUUAUACUGCUGGUAUUGAUGACACAAUACGUGCUGUUGAUAUUGCGACUAAUACUUACUGUGAGUCGUUGACAAUUAAACUUGAUUCGCAACCACGUGGACUUGAUAUUUAUAAUGAUAUUGUCAUAACUGCAUCACUUAGACAGAUAAAUUUAACACAAGAUGGAAGGAAAGUUUCAAAACUACCAAUUGAUUAUGAGGCAUCUUGUGUUGGUGUUAAUCCGAGCAAUGGUGAUGUAGCUGUUGGUUCAUCAUCGGACAAUAAAGUUUAUAUUUAUAAUCAAUCGGGUACCUCAUUGACAUUUAAGACUGAAUUAGAACAUCUUGGACCUGUGACUGAUGUUGCUUACAGUCCUGAUAAUAAAUAUCUUGUUGCUUGUGAUGCCAAUAGAAAAGUUAUUCUCUAUGUUCUUCCUGAGUAUAAGCUUGCUCAUAACCGAGAAUGGGGUUUCCAUAAUGCACGUGUUAACACCGUUGCAUGGAAUACCGACUCAACCAUGGUUGCAAGUGGUAGUUUGGAUACCACAAUUAUUAUCUGGAGCGUUACAAAUCCUGCUAAACAUACAAUUAUUAAAAAUGCUCAUCCUCAGAGUCAAAUUACACGGCUCGUGUGGCUUGACGAAGAAAACUUAAUUUCCGUUGGCCAAGACUGCAAUACUAAAAUAUGGCGUGUGGAAAAAAUUUGAAUAUUACGUUAAUAAAUUAUGAAACUUUUUUUUUUAAUUUUAUAUAUUAUAACUAUAAUUAAUAUUAUUAUUAUUAUCAUUAUUACUUCUAUAUAUGAAUUUAUUUAAUGAAGCUUUUGAGUGAAUGAUUUUUUUUUCAA
Messenger RNA from Microplitis demolitor, 1949 nucleotides. It is a transcript of the gene flr, whose product is annotated as actin-interacting protein 1. Gene Ontology annotation, biological process: locomotion; sarcomere organization; positive regulation of actin filament depolymerization. Gene Ontology annotation, molecular function: actin filament binding. Lineage: Eukaryota; Metazoa; Arthropoda; Insecta; Hymenoptera; Braconidae. The coding region runs from base 1 to 1809 and encodes 602 amino acids. Gene Ontology annotation, cellular component: cortical actin cytoskeleton. The record is from RefSeq and is a predicted model, not a curated record. The transcript is spliced from 11 exons.